Molecule: messenger RNA, 6366 nt
Organism: Rhipicephalus microplus (southern cattle tick)
Lineage: Eukaryota; Metazoa; Arthropoda; Arachnida; Ixodida; Ixodidae
Source: RefSeq, a predicted model, not a curated record
UCUGCCGCUGGUGCGCGUGAAAGUGUAGCGAGUGAAAGCGAUUCGCUGGACGCCGCCUGGUGCGCGCUGCUCCCCUUGGAAGUGCCACACGCCGGCUGCUAACCUCCCACCGCACGCGUGCCACUGCUAUACUUGUGUGCCGGUGGGCCGCAGCAGGACGGAUUUCGCGACACUCCGAAGAGCAUGAAGUUGGAACUUCUCAACGAGGCUGGUGACCGGGCAUACCUGGGCGGUCGACCUCAGCCCAGCCGGCACCCGUCGCACCACCACCACGCACACCACCUGGUGGGCCACCACCACCCGGCCUCCGUGGCCCACUCGCACCACCACCAGGCGUCGGUGGCGGCGCACCACCAGGGAGGACAGGCCAGCUGUUCCUCCAGCGGGGCCUCGGGCUCUAGCAGCGUGCACAGCGCCGCGUACCGGCCACAGGCGCCCCUGGUCAAAGGCCCCAUACCGGGCAGUGCGGCCAGUGCGGCCAGGGCGCGAAGGAGAAGGAUGAAGUGCCUCAUCUCACUAGGACUUAUACUGCCCGCGCUGGCUGGAGUCAUCGGGGUUGUAGCGUGGGCAGUGAGUGCCGAGACAGUCAUGGCGUCCGCCCUCGAGAAGACAGAGUCGCCCAUACGAAUUCAGGUGAGCAACGAUCGGUCGUCGUACGACGACCGCCUCGACGAGCCUCCAUCGUACUCGAAGCCGUCCCAGGUGAUCCCUCCUCCGCCAUCGCCACCUGGUGACAGCGGCGAGUCGUCGGCAGCAGCAGACUACGCGUCCAACUCGCUGCCCGUGUUGCCGGCGCAGCCCAAGCCGGGCGCGAUCGUCGAAGCCACCACGGUGGGCACCGACGGCGACAAGCCCGUGUACGUGGUCCACUUUGUGCUGGGGGACAAGGACGCCAAAGGUCGAGACAAGGUCACCACCACCACCCACAGCUUGCCAGCUUCGAGUGCGGCCCCCAGCACCCGCAGCACGCCGCCGAGUACCACAAAGCGGCGAACUACGGCGAGCACUACGACGACCACGACGUCGACGACGACGAGCACGACGUCGACGACGACGCGGCGACCGCGGUCGACGACCACGGUGCACGUGCCGAGUGAGCCACCUCCGGCGACGUCGACUCUGAACCCGCACUCUCCGGAGUUCGCCGACAUGCUCAACCACAUCCUGAACGCCUCGAGAAACGGAUUCGGCCGGUCGCCCCAGUUCGUCGUGUUCGCGCCCAUGCCCACAGACCACAAUAAGCAGCACCUGGAACACCUGUCCAAGGCGACCCGCUAUCACCCGGUGGGCGUACCAGUGAGCCAGGAGGUGAUUUCAACACCGAUUCAGCAUCCUCACCUGCAGCAACACCCGCCACCGCCGGUGCCUCUGCGAGUGCCGAUUCGGCCGCGGGACGAGUACCACCCUCUGGCGUCGCACCACCACCAGCACGAGGCGGCGUUGCCACCCAGGCAACAGUACCUGCUGCCGGCGCCGCAGGUGCUCAGCCGGAGGAACGGAAGCAACCCGAACCCCUUCCAGCCACCCCCUCCACCGCCGGGCUUCCAGUCGAAUGCGGCUCCGCCUCCCCCCGAGCCAGAGCCCCUGGCGCCGGGUUUCCAGUCCGUGGGCGGCUACAGCGCAUCGCAGAACCACGACAUGUACGCGGCUGCUGCGGCUCAGUCCCAGUCUCCAUACAACCCGCCUCCUCCACCACCACCACCACCGCAAGUGUCCCAUCACCACUCGCGCUAUGGUUCGCCUUCGCGAUACAACGACGCCGUCGACUCCCAGAGGGGACUGCUGCACCCUGCAUCAGAGUCGGCAUUCCCAAACAAGGACCGGAGUGGAUUUGAGAUUCACGCGGGCGACUCUUAUGCAAGCCAUGGCAGCGGCAGCAGCGGCCAUGGAGGCCACGGCAAAGGCAUCACGUUCACCAUCGGCGGUGGAGAUCACGGAGGAGGCCAUCACGACUACGGCGUCAGUCCCAUGGGCGUCAUCAAGAACCUAUUCCUGCCGUUCCUGCCUAAGCCAAAGGUGAACCUCAAUGGGCGGGUCGUGUUCGGCGUUGUGCUCGAGAAGGGCGUGGGCCUGGGUCACAACCAGCACGGACAGCAGCACCACCAUGCAGUCGCCUACCAUCACUGAGUCAACGACAAACCCCUUCCACUCUCACCCGCGCCCACUGCGCGACAACUGAACACAGCGACGGCACGCGGCGAGACUGUUCCGUAGGGCAAACUUUUCUGCUUGACUCGUCAAAGGAAAAGCUUCCGACUCAACACCCGAACCAGUGUGGACUGGGCUUUCCCUAAAAGGGACCCAGUACAUUGGUGAAAACCAAGAAAUUCUGCCGUUGCGUGAUGUUGUGCAUAACUCUAAAUUCCCUUAUCAGACACGAGUUAUGUAGCACGUCAGGGCUGCUAUAUUCUGGUCAUGUUGUUAAAUUCGCCACCUCGUCAACUGUUAUGCCAACCUGUCAACUUUUAAGCCGACUAGAGAAGCUGCCACCGCCUCUGGUUGGGUUAAAAUGCUGUCGUCGCGGAAUUUUACGACAUGGCGGAGUUUGGCAUUGUCCAGAAAAGCACGCAAGGUCGACUGGAGGUUUCUACUUGAUACUGUUGAUAGCCCUUUCAUGGGCACGAUUUUUAAACCUUACUUAAUUACGUCUGAUGACAAAGUCGGGCAAGAACCUGCUAUUGUGUAAAUAAUAUAUUAAAAUAUCACAUACAAGCGCUGUUUCACUGCCGCUAUUGCCAGAGCUCAGUGUUCCGGAGUUAUAUAAAGCGGCAUUCUCGGUUAUGACUCAAAAGGUCUGGAAAAAAAUUUACUUACGUCAAGAUCGCCUUAACUGUUGAACUCAUAUCCAAUGGAGAAAGACGACCGUACGGAAUUUAGGAAAACAACCUGGUGAAUCUUAGCCUGUACCAUAUAGGAAAAUAUACACAGUUGUAGUAUCUAAUAGCAAAAUUACAGAUAGUCGAGAAGUGCCUUGCUCUAACGGCACGUCCAGCCCAGCACCGUUCUUCCCGUCAAAACGGGCUCGCUGUCCGCUGCCCUUUUUUUUUUCUGAAGACCGCAGUCCAGCUGUGUCUCUAGUGGGUCCGGGUGAAUCACGAAGCACCAGGGUGAUGUCCUGCUCUUACAAUAGUGCAGGUUGAGACGCCACAACUCUCCUCUUGAACAUAUAGCCGAGAAUUGACAUCACGGGCGAGCCGCGAUCACUCUUUUUUAACCCGGAAACAAUCCGUCGCGACUUACGUCAUCACAAGCCGCGCGUAACUCUCAAGGUGUUUGUUUGUUCAUCCUCUGUUCACUCAAAUAACUCACCACACGGGUGUACAGGUUCGAAAAGCCACGCCUUAACUCCUUGAUAAACGCGUGCUCGCCCGAGUUGGGGAAAGUGGCAGUACUAAAUGAACACUCAUCAAUCAUGCAUCCGUCAUCAUCACUUCAUUGACAGGGUAGGAUAAAGGCGUGAGAUAAGCAGGAGGAGUUGGAAAAAGUAUAGCUGUGAAUGCUCGAAGCAAACUAAAAAAAAUGCCCGUUACCACAAAGCGUGCACAUUUGAUUAUCGUUCAUUACGAGUAAAGCAGCUGCCGCAACAGAAGAAUAGAACAAGUGACCGAUGACCGCAAAGGCAAAACGACCACGUAGUCCAGGUGGGUAAAAUAACAAUGUGGACGACCGAAGGAGCAAAAUGACGGCACUCUUGUUCCCGAACAUGCUAAUAAUGAGGCCUAGCCUAAAUAUAGGCGGUUAAAUUGUGUAAAUAUAACACAUGAUUGGAAGCGGGGUCGGUUGGCAGAAAGUGACCUAUCCUGGAGCCAGCAUUCCAAACAAUACACACGCUCUGCACCGGUAUUGGGUCAGUUGUGCUAAUGUUUCUUUUCGCUGCUGCUGUACUGCCACGGGAGGCAAGAUAGCUUUACUGUGUGUUUAAAUCGACAGCUUCAUCACAUAUCGUUAGACGCACGAAGCCCCAGACUUAAAAGCGGUGAUCGCAUUGCUGUUCAGUUAUCUUGUUGCGAGCUUUCUUGUGCAAUGAGUAGCCGCUGUCAUUCCAAUCAGUUCGCGUUAAUAAUUACACCGAUGAAGUAAACUGGCCAACACUGGGAGAAAGGGUUCCCGAUAAAAUACACAAAUCGCGUUUGUAACUGCACUUCAGCGAGUUUUAAUGGGCCACGAGGAGUAGCUCGCAAUGUAUAAUUGAAUUCCGAUACGUCACAACGUAAUAACGAACAAGAAACGUGCUUUAGUAUUGGCUCAUUACAGAUGGUAAUAGCAUCUGCAGCGUCAUGUCAUCACAUGUAACAUUUCAUUUCCUUUCUGUUUCUGAAGGAACAUAGUCGAUGUAAAAAUUUUCAUGAUGCUCUUUUAAGUGACAACAACGCAACGGUAAUGCAGCAGAAGGGCGCGAUUGUUGCAACGCUUUUUUCCCCUUUAUUGUAAGUUGCAAAGGGUCAGUACCUACUUUGUUAGCCUGUAAUGUAGCAUUAGUGCUUUUCAGGUUGUGCGGCUAACGAGUCUAUUUACGUUUACGUGUGCGCAGCAGUCGGCCUCCCUCGUUGUUGAGGUUUUCGGUGAACAAAAACAAUCUAGUGCUUUUCUCUCGUCGUGCCCUCCAUUUCCAGGUUGCAUCACCGCUGCGUUGUUGGUUUUUUUUCACCGAAAACCGUACCGAGCGUAAUGAUGGAGGCCGCUGCUGCUGGUUCUGCGUCAGUGAGCGAGAGAUUAUGAGAAAAAGUGCUUUUUUUUUUUUGUCGUACACGAGAUGAAAUCACGUAAAGUGAAAUGAAAAUAAAACAAAUCAUGCGAGUGAAAUGAGUCCUGCGGAAUACCGCAAGGUGACGCUAGGGUCAAAGAGGAAAUUCACAAUUAACCACACGUUCGUAGUACGAAGCCAAAGGGACAUUCGUACGGAUUUUUUUAGAAAAACUUCUUAGCUGCCGAAAAAUUCGCCGUAGUCAGGGGAUCGAACCUAAGACCAUGACGAAUUGUUCGGUAAUUAAGAAUCUUAAUUUUUGCGAAACCCGGCCCUUGUGGCUUCGCACUAGGAACAGACAGUGGUCGAUUUCCCCAUUUUCGAAAAAUUAUCGGAGAUGUUGAUAAGGAAAAACCUUACGGAAUCGGGCUCCAAUGUGAAAUUCACGGGUAAAGAAUACUUGGACAUAAGAAUGUAGUGCCAUGUUGGCUAGAGAAGUUCGUUCUAGCUGUGAAAGAUGCGGCAAAACCACUUUGGAUUCAUUUGACGGGUAAUCGAUGGCGGAUAUGAUCCGUGGUCUACCUUUUUCAAAGUUCGCAAAAAGACAGCCCUUUCCCCGUCCACCAAAUUUCAAAGCUAGCCACGUUGCGAGUUUGUGUUUAGGUUCGGUCACGUUGAUGUUUGCCUGUAACGGCUUCACAACUACUGGUUGACCACCGCUGAUGUACUUUCUCAACGUGCUCGUUGAUGAGAUUUCCCACAAAGCUAGACAGUUCUAAAGUUUUUCACAGACUGGAAGUUAGCUUUCAAUUUUGUGUACUAAUCUGUCGCUCGCUUGAACUUUCGCGUCAUUCGGUUGAGCGUGCUCGGAUAGCAACAAAACAAGGUUUGAUCGCGCUGUUGGCAUAAAACGACCCCAUAGUCAGCUGACGAGCUUUUCACACGCGUGUUCGUCUGAGGUUUUUGGCAUUUCUGGGCAUGUACAUGUGUAUAAUACAAAACAUGUUUCGUUAUCUCCACUUAUCACUUUCUUUCUGGAGCCGCAACUCGUAGAUAUAUAUAGAGAAUUAUAUCUUCACUUUUUUUUUGUUUUACGAAGCUAUUGACAUUGCGUUGAUUGACCGAAAAUGUCUUCGUUAUAUUUCUAAUAUUUCCUGGAAAGCUAUUUUAAUUACAUAUACAAUAAUCAUAGAAAAUAAACAUCAGCGAGGCGGCAUAGUGGACUGCAACCCAGAUUAUCAGACGCUUCCUUCAAGCCCCGGCUUGGAUUAUGUAGAGUUGUGCUAGGUUCUUUUUAUAAAUGACGACAAUUUGCCUUUGAUUAACAGUGCUUCCUGAUAGCAUAGGUGUUGUAAAGCUUGUUUCGCGUUUCUCUUUAAUGUUCCCGGGACCUUUUCUCCCCCUCGAACAUAUCUUUGUUUAAUUAUUAACGAAGCUGAACCACAGUGGCUUCUGUACGAGAUGUUUCCGGCAUUUUGUAAACAAAAAUUACUUUUUAUCUGGCCACGUGUGUCGCCGGAGUGUACAGUAUAGUGAUGCACUGGUCGUGUUUGUGUGCAAGGUUUCUUUGUUUGCAUUCCAUCUUGUUCUUUUGUUUUUUUUUAUUCUUUACCUGUGUUCUAAGCGGAUGAUGCUACUGUAUAUUUCACGCGUGCUCUCAAUAAAAGAAAAUAUACUACUUA